UGCGGUCCUCUGGUGAGGGUCUGCUAUGUCGGUUUUCCAUCAACAAGAGGUCACAGCCAAGAAUCUUUUCAUUCUGUGACCCAUCGUUGGUGGAAUGAUAAGCCAGUCUGUGGAGAUGUCAACGAGCAAAGAACAAGCAGCUAUAAGUCAAGUAAUGGCUUUCCUUCGGUGUGAGAGCCAUUGCUGAGUGCUUGGCCACAUCACAGAUUGAGAGCACCCAGGAAACAGCUCAGUUGCUUCUGGAAUCCCUGGCUCAUGGCAAUCCCAAAUACCAAAACCAGGUGUACAAGGGUCUGAUUGCCCUUCUGCCAUGCACCUCUCCAAAGACACAACAGCUUGUUCUACAGACCCUUCGCAUUGUGCAGGACAUUGUGAAGGUCGCUUACCCGAGUAUUGUUGAACCACUGCUGAAUUCACUCAGAUCUCUGCACCUCGAGCUGCAACAUGAAGCUCUUGAGUUGAUCACUGAGCUGAGGCACUAUGAAGUUAGACCAGCCCUGCUCAAGGGUCUGGUUGCUCUGCUGAAACCUGUGAAGGAACGAGUGCAGAAGUACAAGAUCCUCGAAGAUUCAGAAAUGACAAAGAUGACAGAAUCCUUGCCAUUAUUUGUUCAACAAGCUGCUGCUGCCAAAGCCAUAAGGAUGCUGGCUCAGGGGAGUGAGGAGCUCUCCACCGAACUGCUCCAUUUAAGAGUGGUCCAUCACCUGCUGUACGCCAUGGGCAACCAGAGCCAUGCUGAUGCUCAGAGACAGGCCAGCCUUGCUUUAGAGCACUUUGUUCGGACCUACCCACUGGUGGAGGAGCAUGUACGCAGGGCCAUGGGCCAAACCCUAUUUCAGUUGUUUAUGUUGAACGCUGAGAUUCUGUACAUGAAGAUGGAUGAAAUCCAAGCUGACAUCUUACACUCAAACAAAGUGAACAUAGCUGAGGCUAUGGAGAAUCAGAAAUCUGACACAUAAAUUACCCAUUUAUGUCCAAUGUACUUUUGUUAAGAUUCAUAGUAAACCUGUUUCAACAUGUAAAUGCGU
This is a messenger RNA of Alosa alosa (allis shad), 1028 nucleotides long. RefSeq names its product armadillo like helical domain containing 1 (gene armh1). Lineage: Eukaryota; Metazoa; Chordata; Actinopteri; Clupeiformes; Clupeidae. The record is from RefSeq and is a predicted model, not a curated record.